This is a messenger RNA of Filobasidium floriforme, 3615 nucleotides long. RefSeq lists its product as uncharacterized. Lineage: Eukaryota; Fungi; Basidiomycota; Tremellomycetes; Filobasidiales; Filobasidiaceae. The transcript has 8 exons. The record is from RefSeq and is a predicted model, not a curated record. The coding region runs from base 1 to 3615 and encodes 1204 amino acids.
AUGUCAGAAAACGCUGCCCGAACUGAAGUGAAACAGCCCAAGCCCAAGCUGAGCAAGAAGGAACUCAAAGAGCUCAAAAGACAGCAGUGCUUAAUCAACGCUGCGAAUCGGAAGGGACAGAGUAAGCGGAAGGCAGAGGGGACGCUUGAGGGUCCCGAUGAUAAAAAAGUAAAGAUCUUACCCAACAAGGAGGACGUCCAGGUCCCGCUAAAAAGAAAGCAUGAACGUUCACGGAGCUCGACCCCACUUACUCCGCCUCCCCCUAUCGAUACCACGAAGGAAGAGCGACGGGAAGGUGAAGCAGGAGCGGCGGGAACGGGAGAGCAGUUGGAAAAGAACUUGAGACCGGAAGACAAGGAGGAGAAGUCCAGCCAGAAGGGGUCGGACAGACAGAGGGAAGACGAUAGGAAGGAGAAACCGGUCGUUCGCAAGAAUUUGGCGGCGACGGUGGAGGAUAUGGACGAAGAUGAGGCGGAAAAGGAGAGAGCGGAAAGGGAAGGGAUGCAAACGUUGGGGGCCUCCCUAGACGAUGACCUUUUGGGAGAGUUUGAGUUUGAUCUCGACUAUGAAAUCCCUAAGGCAAAUCUUGGACGGGAAGGUCAGCAAAGCAAAGAUGGCAAGAGCAACGCCGAGAACAACGCCGCAGCAAGCACGGGGAAAGAUGCAGAGUUGGACGCCGGAAAGGACGGGAACGCGAAGGCCAGAAGUGAGAGUGAAGAAGGUCCAGCGGGAAAGGACAAGGAUAUACAAAAUUUGUCUCAUCCAGCGGGAACGGUUCCAUUUGAGCUCUGGGAUACACCGACGAUCAGCUUGACGCGUCCCGCCCCAGCUGUGCCUAAGUCAUCUUACAAGAUAGACGACAAGGGAAUCAAGGAAAGCUUGGCGAAGUUUCAAGAGCGGUUCCCGCUAUCCAAGUUCGAGCUGCCGGGUUCUUCAACUGUGAGAACCAGACAAGGCAUGGCCGAGAAGGUAGAAGUGAAGGGGAGAGCUCGUAGGGAGAGGAGUGUGGACGAGUUUGGUGCCCCCUCGAACCGCGACCAACAGCCUCCAACGCCGUCCAAAUCGCACAAGGAAGAAAAGGAUUGGCUCGGCAGCGCUAUAUACGGGAUGCAUCAAAACUUGCGGGAACCGAUCUACCGUUCAGGAUCUCGCUGGGAAGAGCCAUUCCCCACGGCUCGAUACAAGAAUCCUUACGGUCUUUGCGAUGCUCUUCGGUUUGCACGGGACCACUUGAAGAAUAGGAAAUCGACGAUUGACACGUGGACGCGGGAAGGUAUUGCUCGCGUUGAAGAAAUCCUUGGGGAAGGAUGGAACCCGGCAGAAUGGGUCAAGAUCACAGCGUUGGCUGGGGCAGAUGGACGUCCGACAGCAGCACGUCUUUGCGACUUCUACGAGAUAUGCUGGGACUCUGGAGUCUACGACGGCGCAUUUAGCGGUGGCGGACAGUACCGCCCGGGUGGCGACUUUGGGCUUGACGUUGAGGAGAACCAGGCGCUCGGCAUGGCGAUACAAGUCAUCGAAGCCGAGGACGACUACUGGCGUGGAGUAUCGGAGCGGGAACUGUUGAAGAGAGCGGAUGGACUUGCGGGAAUGAAGUUAUCCGUUCUCGACCGUGCUUGCGAGCUGCUCAGCGAGAUCGAGCGUAUUGAGGACCAAGCCGCUGAAGCCGUAGACGAAUUGUUGGGCAACUCUCCCAUCGAAACCCGCGGUCAACUUGGCAUCGACGGCUUACCGAUCGCUUGCGACACGCCGGAGAAGAAGAAACUUUGGCUGCAUUCGAGGUCUCUGCUUCAAAGAGCCCGCGAUUCAAGGGUCGCAGCGGGAUUGGAGAUUCGGCAGUUUGGUUGGGAGCAAGGGUACUUCAUGGGACGGGAAUGGAUGCGAGGCGCAAGUCCCGCAUUCAUUAUGACCAUUGCUGGAAUCAUCUCGACGAUCUUCGCCAGCCGGGCGGGAUACAAGGCAGAGUCGUCUCUUCCAGGGGAACUGCAUUAUCUCCGUCGACUCAUAGGAGCGGGGCGAUUUUAUGAGAGCGAAUGGAUCCCCGUGCUGGAUAUGUUUCGUCGUACCGAUGGAGUAAGGCUCGCAACUACCUUGUCAAAACUGCAAGACGCAAAACGCCUACCGGAGGCAAGACAUAGGUGGGCGGACAUCGCUUCCCGCGCUCGAGAAUUGUGGACGGGAAAAGGAGGAGCGGUAUCAAUGCCAGUAGCCUUCGACUCCAGCAUCGCCACCGCCAAUCCCGAGGUAGCGCUGCGCGGUCUUCGCAACUUAGCUUCGAGACCGCUCAUCAGCGCUGGAAGGGAAGCUCUACGGGCCCAUAUCGGGGAGAAGCUCGAUAUCGUUGUCCAUACCGAAACUUGGGCGGCAUACCUCAGCGAGCUUUGGCAACUUCGGCUCGGUACAAUGGAUGGCCGGACUUUUGGAACACGCUGUCGUCUACGCGAGAAGGUCCUAGCACGGGUGAUUGGGAAGAUGUUCAUUGCGCGGGAGGUGGGGACUUACGUCUGCCAGUUUCACUAUCCUAGGCUGGAUAGUCAAAUCGGAGAGCAAGUUGUUGAGUGCGAAUCUCAAAUCUUGGAAGAGAAAUUCCGGUGGUCGAAACCGGCCUUGACUGAAGAGAUCGACCUCGACAACGAUGCACUGCGCAAGGAAGCCCUGGAAGCGGAGCAGCGGGUGGAUAGGGAGCUACAGGGAGGCAACAAAGAUGUUCGCAACGCUGACCGACAAAGUGCGGAUGUCGAGAGUCAGAGCGACAGCGAUGUUACUAUGGGGGGUAUCGAUACCGGCGGGAAUGGAGGAACAAACCGCGGGAACGAAACUCCAUCCAGCAAGGAUGUCGCCGACAUAGACAUGGGAGAUGUGGACACCGACGUCGCAGAGGCAUUUGGCCCGACCGGCGACGACGACAUGCCAGCUGUGAAUGGAGAAUGGGUUCCAGAAGCGAGCGAUUUCGUCUACGAAUUAGAUGAUCCCAAAACCCUUUAUGCGGGUCUCCAGAGGAAGGAGAAGCGGGAUAUGCCCGUGUGGAACUCCAUGGCAGACCCGGACUGGCUUCCUGAAGCUUUUGUGGGACCGGGCAGCCUUCCGAAAGGAUCGAACGACCAGCGCGAUGUUCAGCAAGCUGCUCACGAGCGAACAAAACAGGUCGGGCACUACGUCGAGAUGCAGAAGACCAAGCACGUCGAGAUUGCUGAACGGACGGGAAGAUUCUCCGUGACUUUCACAACGGGCGCUUUCUCGGAGGGAACAUCGUCUAUCCUGAUUUUCGAAUCGCCGGGAAUAAACGCCGGACGGAAAUAUCUGCAGCGGAUGGGAGACAUCUUCGCGAGAGCUGUUUAUCCUGCAGCGCGGGAUAUGGAUCGUCGAAUUCGAGAAGUGGAAGAGCCCGGUUCGACAGCUGGGAUGACAUCGCCCUGGGAAGACGUAGCGGGAACCGAGUCGGAAGGUCAGAAGGACUCCGAAGACGACGAAGACUCUGACGAUGAUGACGAGAUCGCAAAGGAUACGGUCGACAACCGAAAGAGUAAGACAGCGAGUGAAAGCGGGAAGGAAGAAAGAAAGGUCGGGGCUCACGGGAAGGGAGAAAGGCCGAAGCCCAAAAAGAACAAGAAGUAG